UUCGGAUUGGAAAAGAGCGGAGGUGUCGAGAUUUUGCGUCGGUUGAAGAAUUCGCCUCUGAUUUUCAGCUGCAAACCGGAACUCGAGCGAAACUGAACAAGUCCUGCUGCGUUGCCGUUUGUGCAAUGCAAAUGCGAUAAAGCGCCGAUCGCUGUGCGUGAGACAGCAAGCAGCAGCAAAGCAAUUCUCCAGAUCCAGAAGACAACACAACACACGAAAUAGCAAAUCAAAAUGGCGCACCAGCAGCAACAACAACUGGCUCCAUCGGUCAACUGUUCACUGGACGAUAUCGAUCUGACGGCCCUCAAGGAUCCAGCUGGCAUCUUUGAACUCAUCGAAGUUGUGGGCAAUGGCACCUACGGCCAGGUCUACAAGGGCCGUCACACGAAGACUGGUCAAUUGGCUGCCAUAAAGGUGAUGGAUGUUACCGAGGACGAGGAGGAGGAGAUCAAGUUAGAGAUAAAUGUGCUAAAGAAAUACUCGAAUCACCGCAACAUUGCCACCUACUAUGGCGCCUUCAUCAAGAAGUCACCGCCUGGUAAGGAUGACCAGCUGUGGCUGGUGAUGGAGUACUGCGGUGCUGGAUCCGUCACAGACUUGGUCAAGUCCACCAAGGGCCAGAGUUUGAAAGAGGAAUGGAUUGCCUACAUUUGCCGCGAAAUCCUGCGUGGCCUGAGUUACCUGCACUCCAACAAGGUCAUCCAUCGUGACAUCAAGGGCCAGAAUGUGCUACUCACGGACAAUGCGGAGGUCAAGCUGGUGGAUUUCGGUGUCUCUGCACAGUUGGAUCGCACGAUAGGCAGGCGCAACACAUUCAUCGGUACUCCCUACUGGAUGGCCCCCGAGGUCAUUGCCUGCGACGAGAAUCCCGAUGCCACGUACGACAACCGAUCCGAUCUGUGGUCCCUGGGCAUCACUGCCCUGGAAAUGGCUGAGUCACAGCCCCCGCUCUGCGAUCUGCAUCCAAUGCGGGCCCUCUUCCUGAUUCCGCGCAAUUCGCCGCCGCGACUUAAAUCGAAGAAGUGGACCAAGAAGUUCCAAAGCUUCAUUGACACGGUGCUAGUGAAGGACUAUCACCAGCGGCCUUAUACCGAGAACCUGCUGAAGCAUGCCUUCAUUAAGGACCAGCCCACAGAUCGCCAGGUGCGCAUCCAGCUGAAGGAUCACAUCGAUCGCUGCAAGAAGCGCAAGCAGGAGAAGGAACGCGAGGAUUAUCGCUACUCGGGCUCCGACAACGAUGAUGACGAACCGCAGCUGGCCGGCGAGCACAGCUCCAUUGUCCAGGCACCGGGCGGUGAUACGCUGCGUAGGAACUUCCAGCAGAUCCAGGAGGGUCGCCUGGCCGCCGAACAGCAGCAGCAGCAGCAUCACCUGAUGGCCCAGGCUCAGGCUCAGGCGGCAGCCGCACAUGCCGCUGCCCAGGCCCAGGCCCAGCUACAACAGCAGCAGCAACAGGCCGCAGCAGCAGCGGCGGCGGCAGCCCAUGCAGCGCAGCAGGCACAGGCCGCCCAGCAGCAGCAGCAGGCGCAGGCCCAGCAGCCACAGGCCAAUCGCCAGCAGAAACCGCCAUCGCGCCAGCCGAUCGAGGAACUGGGUCCGCCGGCACGCCCGCCACAGCGCCUGAUCGUGGUGCCGGAUCCACCGCACGCCAAUCGGCCAUUGCCACCGACCCCCAAGUGCGGGGAGCCGGCGGGACAGACGCCGCAGCAGCUGCAGCGCAACUCGCAGAAUAACUUCAAGCCAUCGUUACCACCAAGGAGACCUGAGGAUCAUUUGGAUGUGUUAGCAGCACAAUUAAAUGAAUUGGGCGUGGUCUCCUCCCAACAGCCGCAGCCACAGACACCCGGGAUCCAGGGAUCCCAGCAGCAACAGGCGCAACCAGAGGCGCCGCCUAGGAAUAAUCGCCAGUCGAGCGGCCUGUCUUCCAGUGGAUCCGCAUCCGGCGGUUCCUCCUCAAAGCCAGCCGCUGCUUUGCCCCAGCAGGGUAACAAUCAUCUGGGUCAGCCAGUGAAUCCGCUGGAUCCGCUGGACAGCAGCGAUUCGGAUAGUGAGCCGGAUGAGCCCAACGAUAGGGCCAGGAACGAUGGCACACUAUUGGCCAGCGAUCCGCCCAAGCCGCUGCCUGGCUUGGGACCGGUUUCCGAGGACGCCAAUACGACGCCGUUGAGCCACGGCAGCGGCGGACCGCCUAACCGCCCACUGCCCCCCACGCCGGAUGACGAUGACCAGGCCGGAGAUCGCACAUUGAUCAUGAAGCGCAAACUAGAGCAGAACAACAUAAAUCGCCUGCAAAAGUCCGCCUCGACUUCGCAUGCCAAUGUAACGCCGCCAUCAUCACGUAUCCGCGGUGACCAGGACUCCCGCCUGCUGAGGGAUUGGGACUUUGAUCGCUUCUUCCCCAAGAAUGCCAAUGGACCGCGAGGUAACAGCAAUCGAGGAAGCGAAAACAGUAGCCCCACGACAACGGCUAGCCUGAGCAGGAGCUCGCAGCUAAGCACACUCAAAGUGGACACGAAGCUGCAGCGGGCCAGUGUGGCGGAGCCCAUAACGAGACCAGUGCCACGUGGCUAUCAGCCGCUGAAGGGCGCCGAACCGAGUGCCAGCCAAAGUAUUGCCAAAGAUCAGGGACCAAGUCCCAGUUCCAGUUCCAUACAAGCGCACAAGCGCCAGGAUUCCGACUCCAAGCUGCCGAUGAACUUUGUGCGGGGCUUUCGGCGUGAGAACUCGGAUUUCUUUCCGCUCACCAAGCGCCACUCGGCGGUGCUGAGUGGUGGCGUAGGCACCAGCUCCGGAUCAGGAACGGGAACGGGUUCGGGAUCCACCUCCAACCAGCAGCAGCAACAGCCAGCUAGAGCCAGUGCCAUGUACCAAAGGAACAGCAUUUAUAACAGCAGUCUCACAAGCAACAGCACCAACAAGAACCAAAAGGAGAAUGCCUCCACGCCAGCAGCGUCGACGGCAUCUGUCACGGCGACAGCCAAGGGAGCUGGUCCCAAGCCUUCCAAAUCCUUGGCCAGCUUCAACUUCCUGCGACCGCGUCGCGAAAAGACUGAAUCCGUCAUUGUGCUGCAGAAUGCUGCAAUUCGUGCCCAGCGGCAGCAGCAGCAGCAGCAACAACAGCAGCAACAGGCGCAGCAGCUACUGCAGCAGCAACAGCAGCAGAAUCGUGGAGGAGGCGGCGGCGGUAGCGGCGUAGGAGGUGGCGGCGUCAGCGGCAGCAGCGGUGUGGGAGCCGAUGGCUUAGGCACUCCUGGAACCAGGACCAGCAGCGUCCUGCCCGAUCUGCUCAGCCAGGCAUCGCCGGCAACGCCACCGCGUCACGAUAAAUCAUCCAGUGAGGAGUAUCAGGCGGCCAUUAGCUCAUCCGUGCAUUCCACGCCAUCGAAAUCGUUUAUCGCUAGCAGCGGAAGCGGCAGCGGCAGCGUCGGCGCUCUAGGCGGUCUCGGCUUGGGGGGCGGUACCGUUAUUGGGGGUGUGAUUAUUAGCAGCAAUAAUCACUCGCCACAAUCGACGAUAUCGCUCGCCUCGUCCUCGUCGAAUUCGCGCCAGAAUUCGCCAAAGAAUUCGAUCAGCAAGACGCGCUCCUCCAGCAGUAUUACUAAUCUCUUGCACAAAUCUGCUUCUUCCUCCUCCGCGAACCUACACCACCUGACGCCCUGCUCCUCAACGUCCUCGGCCUCGCUCUCGAUCUCCAACUCUAAUGCCAAUGCCAACAAUACACCGCUGCCCCCGCACGCGUACGCUCUGCAACAGAAGCAGCGAAGCUUCCUGACCUUCGGCUUCGGUGCCGGCGGUUCCGGUCCAUCGCGUCGCGAGUCUCAUGUCAAUGUCAAUGUGACGCCCACUUCGCAUGAGGCGGCCAACGAUACGCCCGAGAUCCGUAAGUAUAAGAAGCGUUUCAACUCGGAGAUUCUGUGUGCGGCGCUGUGGGGCGUUAAUCUGCUGAUUGGAACGGAGAAUGGUUUAAUGUUGCUGGAUCGAUCUGGUCAGGGCAAGGUCUAUCAGCUCAUUUCACGACGUCGUUUCCAGCAAAUGGAGGUGCUAGAGGGCCAGAAUAUAUUGGUCACCAUAUCCGGAAAGAAAAAUCGCGUGCGCGUCUACUACUUGUCCUGGCUCAAGUCGAAGAUCUUGCGAACCGAUGGCCUGUCCGACCAAGUGGAACGUCGCAAUGGUUGGAUUAACGUUGGUGAUCUCCAAGGUGCUGUACAUUUUAAGAUUGUCAAAUACGAGAGGAUUAAGUUCCUAGUGAUUGCAUUAAAAGACUCGAUUGAAAUUUAUGCAUGGGCACCCAAACCAUAUCACAAAUUUAUGGCAUUUAAGAAUUUUGGUGAAUUGGAACAUCGCCCGCUUUUGGUCGAUCUAACAAUUGAGGAUCAAUCGAGACUGAAAGUGAUCUAUGGCUCCGCCGAGGGUUUCCAUGCAGUUGAUUUAGAUUCAGCUGAAGUAUACGAUAUCUAUCUUCCCAAGCAUACUCAGGGUGCAAUCAUUCCGCACUGUAUUGUGGCGCUUCCAAACUCAAAUGGCAUGCAACUGCUGCUCUGCUAUGACAAUGAAGGCGUCUAUGUCAACACUGUGGGUCGUGUCUCCAAGAAUAUUGUGCUGCAGUGGGGCGAAAUGCCCACCUCAGUGGCCUAUAUUGGCACGGGACAAAUUAUGGGUUGGGGCAAUAAAGCAAUAGAGAUACGUUCCGUUGAAAGCGGCCAUUUGGAUGGUGUGUUUAUGCACAAGAAGGCGCAGCGCUUGAAAUUCCUUUGCGAGCGCAACGACAAAGUAUUCUUCAGCAGUGCCAAAGGUGCUUCAUCGUGUCAAAUCUACUUUAUGACGCUCAACAAGCCGGGCAUGGCCAACUGGUAAUCGAUGAUCUUGGCAGCCGCCUUUUGCUCAAACCAGCAGGCAGGCAAAACCAUAAACAUUUUCUUCUUAUUUUACAAAACACAAAAAAGAAAGUAUCGAAAAAAGCGAAAAAACACACACAACAUAACGAAGAGAUAAUUAGCUGAUUUAAGUGAAGAAGAGUGCUUAUGAAAUUCACCACGACAAACAACGUUUCAAUUAGUAAAUGUGCUAAGAGAGCUCAGAAGGGAAUCGACGAGCCUAUAUAUAUAUAUAUUAUAUAAAUAUAUAUAAAAUAAUCUACUUAACAUUUAGAGAGACGAACGAACACACACACAUUGCAAAAGCUCACUCGCCGAGGUUUUUCGUGAGAUCUGAAACCGCAGAAAAGCAAUUUAUCCCUUUAUCCCUUUCGGUGUAUGUAUAUUGACGUUACAUAAAAAUGAUCCCAGAUUCAUUUCGAAAUGUCGUCUCAAGUAUGUUGUUUUUCCGAUGAUUAUGAUUUCGCUUACAAGUUAAACUUAAGUUGAAAACAAGCAAGAACAUACGAACGAGUAUAUGUAUUGAGGAGAACGUCGCAUAUAUAUAUAAAGAAAUAUAUAAAUAUAGUAAUAAUAACAAUUUGCAGUUAGUUUUUGUUCUUGAUAUUAUCAACAUAGAAUUUAUUUGUGCGUUUUUCUGAUAAUGAUCACACAUGUGUUAGUGCAGAGCCAGAAAAUAGCGCUCAUUUUAUGGAGAAGAAGGAAACAGGAGUAGAAGGAGAAGGAGAAGCGAAGCAAACAAAACCCACAUAAACAAAACAAAACAAAAAAACGCCAUUGUAAAAACUAAGUGAUACAAAAAACAAAAGUAAACAAUUAAAUAAUUGAUUAAAUGUAAAAUAAAAGCCGAACAAGCAACACAAAACGGAAGCAAAACGGAAAGCAAGCUUGCAACAAUUAAUGGAAAUAAAUGAGCGCGCACCGCAUGACGUUUAUAGAGGAGAUAUACUCCUUGAUAACCACAAAUUGGAGGGAAUUAAUUACAAAAAGAAAACAAAAACAAGAAAACAAAGAGGAUGAUAACCUAGUUAAGCUGCAUUUUUUACUGAACUUUUAUACAGAGCAAAAAAAUAAGAGAAUGAAUAUUGAUGGAUGAACGAUGAAUUGAUGAGGGAAGAGUAAACCAAAAUUCUAUAAAAUCGUAGCAUGUUACAAUUUGAUAAACAUUAACGAACCGAACCAUUCAUCUCCGCUUGUUGUGCAUUUCCCCUGUGUUUCUUACAAGCUUUUAUCGAUAUCAAAAGUGGUCACGUUGCAAUAUUUAUACAUAUAUCUCUAUAUCGAACCAUUUAAAACAAAAAAAACUGGAACACUAAUUCUGCCUUAUUUUGUGUCGUCCCCAAGUACUCCUCCUCUUCCAAACACACACACACAACACCUCCUCCCUCCCUCCACACACACAAAAAAAAGUCUCAUUAAGGAAAGAAAAGUAUGUUUAAAAUAUUGUUUGUUUUUGUGUUAUAUAAAAUUAUUGUAUGCCCCAUACCCCGUAUUUAAUAAUGUUCAUCGAAGCAAAAUGGUAAACAAAAGUGCACUAAAAUGCAAAUCUAAAACAAGAAAAAAAAAGAAGAGUAAAAGAAUUAGUAAUAAAUGCUUACUUUAUUUCUAAAAUAAAACAAGUAAAAUGAUACAGAAAUGAAUGUAAAUCUAAUUAUUAUAUAUAUAUAAUCUCAAAAUUAAAAAAACAAAACAAAAAAAUA
Messenger RNA from Drosophila kikkawai, 6574 nucleotides. It is a transcript of the gene msn, whose product is annotated as serine/threonine-protein kinase msn. The record is from RefSeq and is a predicted model, not a curated record. NCBI's taxonomy places the organism in Eukaryota, Metazoa, Arthropoda, Insecta, Diptera, Drosophilidae. Gene Ontology annotation, biological process: protein phosphorylation. Gene Ontology annotation, molecular function: MAP kinase kinase kinase kinase activity; ATP binding.